AUGGUUGUUUCACCGCGCCGUUUUCCUAUGAAUGAACGUUACCUGGUGGCUUUAAUGAAUCCAAGUUUUUCCCAUCCAUUCAUUUGUGUCCGUUGUUCUAUUUUGCGAGUUGUGAUUGACGUUUACCCGCACCCCACCCACGUACACACACUCCUUGAUUCGCCGGUUAAAGUAGCAUGCAGGACUCUUUGGUUCUCAUACCACAGGCACUGUCGGCUUACACUCUUCCAUGGCCCGUCAAAUGCGAACAAAUCGUCACGGGUCACUAAGGCUCAGUUUAAAACUGCGAAGAACUUGCUGUCCACUCGUGCCUCAACCCACUCCUUUUGGACCACUGGGCUUACUUGCCAAUCAUUGCACCACAGUGAUGCCAAUUUGGAUUUCUUGGUUCAGUCAAAACGAACGCAGCUCCGCAAUCUGGAUCAGAGUGGGGAUAACACUUUGCUCGAGACACGUUCCGGCCGUCUAAUUUACGGCCCUGUUCGUGCUUCAUACGGGAAACCUCCCGUUUCACCACCCAGCUGCCUCUCACCUGUGAAGCACUUGGAUGAAUCUGAUCGUCUUACGGACACACUGAUCCAGCCAUCCGAUAGUGACACCGGCGAUGAACCUGAUGACAGAGGGAAUCAUCCACCGAGAAAUCGCGUCUCCGUUAAGCCACCCGGAACAGGGGGUCAGAAACAAGGUGACGAUUCAAGUGUCACUGCGGCAAAUUUCGAGCGAGCUGAACUAGAAAAAUUGUAUGCGGCGCAUCGCGAUUGGCAUCGUCGUCUUCGUGUAGCAGUGGCCGCCGGGGACUGCGUUCACCUACGCAACCUACUGCCGUCGGCCUCAUCCAUUCCACACGGCUCUGAUGAGAGUGCAGCUGGCCGAAUUGUGAGCGAUUCUCCCUCUGCCGCAAACCCCACUUCACCCAGUACUCACUCACCGAAUGGUGAUCUCCCUCCGAACCCCGAAGUCUGUACUCGUCUCCUCAACCAUCCCUUGGCUGAGGGUCGAACACUACUUCACAUUGCAGUGGAAUUACAAAGCGACCCUAAUGUGAUUUACACCCUACUGGACAGUGGUUGCGAUCCAACACUCCGAGACACAUCUGGCUUCACUCCGUACAAGUUGGCUGCUGGCUUGCGAAAGAAGGCACUAACUAUGGUUUUCCGACGCUUUCGAUUCAUCCACCCUGAUCGAUACGAUUACGAGAAAGCCGAGAUCCCUGCUCCUUUGGAUCCGAAUAAAGAGGCUGAGAAACUAGAACGUGAUAGGGAACGACAACGCCGCCAACGCCAACGUUUAAAGGAGAGGAAAGCGGCGGAAAGGGCACUGCAAGACAAAUUGCGUGAAGAGGAAGCUGAGCGGCAACGCUUUUUGGCUCUGUCUGAUCGAGAAAAGCAUGCUCUAGUCGCUGAACGCCGCUUACUCGCGAAUAAAGCUGCAGCUGGUGAGCUGCCACAGGUGUUUGUUCGCUGUUUCCAGUGCGCUUGUGACAUCAGUGGGAAAGUACCCUUCACGUACAUGGACUACCGGUUUUGCUCUCCUGGCUGUUUAAAGACGCAUCGACUUUCAUCGACCUCUUGCAAGCCAAAUGCUUAA
Dicrocoelium dendriticum is the source of this 1587-nucleotide messenger RNA. The record is from the annotation of a GenBank genome assembly. Lineage: Eukaryota; Metazoa; Platyhelminthes; Trematoda; Plagiorchiida; Dicrocoeliidae.